CGCUGCGCGCUGCCGGACCACCUGCCCAGCGCAGGCGAGGAGCCCCGGGAGGUGCUGCUGCGGCUGUACGGGGCCAUCCUGCAGGGCGUGGACUCCUUGGUCCUCGAAAGUGUGAUGUUCGCCAUCCUUGCGGAGCGGUCCCUGGGGCCCCAGCUCUACGGAGUCUUUCCGGAGGGCCGUCUGGAACAGUACAUCCCAAGCCGGCCACUGAAAACUCGAGACCUUCGAGAGCCCGUGUUGUCAGCAGCCAUCGCCACGAAAAUGGCCCAGUUCCAUGGCAUGGAGAUGCCCUUCACUAAGGAGCCCCACUGGCUGUUUGGGACCAUGGAGCGGUACUUAAAGCAGAUCCUGGACCUGCCCCCCACGGGCCUCCCCCAGACGAACCUGCUGAAGAUGUACAGCCUGAAGGAUGAGAUAGGCAGCCUCAGGAAGCUGCUAGACUCUACACCAUCACCGGUAGUCUUCUGCCACAACGAUAUCCAGGAAGGAAACAUCUUGUUGCUCUCAGAGCCAGAAAAUGCCGACAGCCUCAUGUUGGUUGACUUUGAGUACAGCAGUUACAACUACAGGGGCUUUGACAUUGGGAACCAUUUUUGUGAGUGGGUUUAUGAUUACACUCAUGAGGAGUGGCCUUACUACAAAGCACAGCCUGCAGACUACCCCACCCGGGGACAGCAGCUCCAUUUUAUUCGCCACUACCUGGCAGAGGUAAAGAAAGGUGAGACCGUCUCCCCAGAGGAGCAGAGGAAACUGGAAGAAGAUUUGCUGGUAGAGGUUAAUCGGUGCCAACCAACCCCCAGGAUGGCAGAAGCGCACCAGGCUGUGGCCUUCCAGUUCUCUGUGACCCCAGAUGGGGUCGACUUCCGACUCAGUCGGGAGGCCCUGAAACACAUCUACCUGUCUGGGAUCAACUCCUGGAAGAAACGCCUGAUUCGCAUCAAGAAUGGCAUCCUUAGGGGUGUGUAUCCUGGCAGUCCUACCAGCUGGCUGGUUGUCGUCAUGGCAACAGUAGGCUCUUCCUACUGCAAUGUGGACAUCUCCAAUGGGCUGGUCUAUUAUAUCCAGAGGCACCUCCCUGAGGGAUAUGGCCCCUAUGAAACCCCACAGACACGGGCACUUGUUAGCAUGGCCAUCUUCUCCACGGGAGUCUGGAUAGUGGGCAUCUUCUUCUUCCGUCAAACCCUGAAGCUGCUGCUUUCCUACCACGGUUGGAUGUUUGAGAUGCACGGCCGGACCAGCCGCCUCACCAAAGUCUGGGCUGCCUGUGUCCGCCUUCUGUCCAGCGGGCGGCCCAUGCUCUACAGCUUCCAGACAUCCCUGCCCAAGCUUCCCGUGCCCAGUGUGCCGGCCACAAUUCAGCGGUACCUGGAGUCUGUGCGGCCCUUGUUGGAUGACAAGAAGUUUCACCGCAUGGAGGCGCUGGCCAAGGAAUUCCAGGACGAGACUGCCCCCAGGCUGCAGAAGUACCUGGUACUCAAGUCGUGGUGGGCAACUAACUACGUGAGUGACUGGUGGGAAGAAUACAUCUACCUUCGGGGCAGGACCCCCAUCAUGGUGAACAGCAACUAUUAUGCCAUGGACUUUGUGUUCGUCAAGAACACGGAUGUGCAGGCCGCCCGCUUGGGAAACAUUGUUCACGCCAUGAUCACAUACCGCCGUAAACUGGACCGCGAGGACAUUAAGCCCGUGAUGGCACUGGGCAUCGUGCCCAUGUGCUCCUACCAGAUGGAGAGGAUGUUCAACACCACUCGGAUCCCGGGCAAGGAGACAGACGUGCUGCAGCACCUCAAGGAAAGCAGGCACGUGGCAGUCUACCACAAGGGCCGCUUCUUCAAGGUGUGGCUCUACGAGGGUUCCCAGCUGCUCAAACCCCGGGACCUGGAGCUACAGUUCCAGAGGAUCCUGGAUGACCCCUCCCCACCGCAGCCUGGGGAGGAGAAGCUGGCGGCCCUCACUGCAGGCGGAAGAGUGGAGUGGGCACAGGCUCGCCAGACCUUCUUCAGCUCCGGCAAGAACAGGGCCGCUCUCAACGCCAUCGAGCGCGCCGCCUUCUUUGUGGCCAUGGAUGAGGAGUCUCACUGCUACGACCCUGAAGACGAGGCCAGCCUCAGCCUCUAUGGCAAGGCCCUGCUGCACGGCAACUGCUACAAUAGGUGGUUUGACAAAUCCUUCACUCUCGUCGCCUUCAAGAAUGGCCAGCUGGGCCUCAACACAGAACACUCGUGGGCAGAUGCCCCUAUCAUAGGGCACCUCUGGGAGUUUGCUCUGGGCACUGACAUCUUCCACCUGGGCUACGAGGACACUGGGCACUGCCUGGGCAAACCGAACCUCAUGCUGACACCUCCUCAGCGGCUGCAGUGGGACAUUCCUGAGCGGUGCCAGGCGGCCAUCGAGAGCUCCUACCAGGUAGCCAGGGCGCUGGCAGACGACGUGGAGCUGUACUGCUUCCAGUUCUUCCCCUUCGGCAAAGGCCUCAUCAAGAAGUGCCGGACCAGCCCUGACGCCUUUGUACAGAUCGCCCUGCAGCUGGCUUACUUCCGGGACAGGGGCAAGUUCUGCCUGACCUAUGAGGCCUCGAUGACUAGACUGUUCCGGGAGGGACGGACCGAGACUGUACGUUCCUGCACCAGCGAGUCCACAGCCUUCGUCAAGGCCAUGAUGCAGGGGUCCCACACGAAAGCAGACCUCCAGAACCUCUUCCGGAAAGCCUCCGAGAAGCAUCAGAAUAUGUACCGCCUGGCCAUGACGGGGGCUGGCAUCGACAGACACCUCUUCUGCCUCUAUGUGGUCUCCAAGUACCUGGGGGUCAGCUCCCCUUUCCUGGCGGAGGUACUGUCAGAACCCUGGCGCCUCUCCACCAGCCAGACCGCUCAAUUCCAGAUCCGCAUGUUUGACCCAAACAAGUAUCCCAAUCACCUGGGCCCUGGUGGUGGCUUUGGCCCUGUAAGCGCCCUUGAAGGGAUGAGUGGGUAGGACAGGCCUGGGGGUUUCAGGAGCGUCCAGGGCCUCAAGCUCAGAUCAGAGGCCCUGCUCCUGCAUGGAAACAGGUGCCUGGGACCCCACCUGUGCCAGCACCUCCUGCUAGAGCAUGACCAGGCCCAGGGCUGGCUUCCCCUCUGCAGUGUGCAGCUCUCCCACUAAGACACUCACCUGGGUUAGUUUGUCAGGGUUCUAGAGACACCCCUGUGAGGCAGUGAUCUGGAGCCUCCUGAAGGAAGCCUGAGGUCCUGGAGGGGGGGAGGAAGCUCUUUGGUUUUCACAGUUUCCUGGAUAUUGUUCUGACCCCAGGAAAAAUGCAGUGUCUGGGGUGCGGCCCUUUCCUGGGAUUUUUGUGGGGAUUCCAGGGCAGCAUCAGCUCGGCCUCAGCUCUUUGAGGUCUGUUUUACCUCUUCCUCACCCCUUGUGCGCCCUCAGGUGGCGGAUGAUGGUUAUGGGGUUUCCUACAUGAUCGCUGGCGAGAAGACCAUUUUCUUCCAUGUCUCCAGCAAGUUCUCAAGCUCA
Miniopterus natalensis is the source of this 3501-nucleotide messenger RNA. NCBI's taxonomy places the organism in Eukaryota, Metazoa, Chordata, Mammalia, Chiroptera, Miniopteridae. The record is from RefSeq and is a predicted model, not a curated record.